CAUCAACAGGUCAGGGCUUAUAGAAGCUGCUGAUGUAAGCUCACAGUUGAGGUAACCAUGUCUAUAGGAAAAGGUCAGAGCUUCUGCUAGCAGAGAUUUAUGGCUAGAGGGAAACAGCUUGGGAUGGUUUUAAUAAGGCCUCAGAAGAUGCUGUUUAAAAAGUUAGUGCCUGGCAAAUUGCAAGGGUGCAACUUGGCAGAUAUUCUAGGCACGUGUUGAAAGAAGAAAAAGGAUAGUCAUGUUUCCUGGAGUUACGGAUGCCUGUGUAGCGCCAGUAACUAAUCCUUUGUAGCAGUAAACCUCUGCAAUCAUUUCCACAAUGAAAGAUAAGAUGCAGAGGGGCAACCUAUCAACGGGAACUGAGUUUGUUCUUGUAGGCCUUUCUGAUGCUCCAGAAGUCCGUUAUCUUCUCUUUGUGCUGUUUUUGAUCACUCAUUUGGCCACCGUGGCAGGCAACAUCUCAGUUCUUGUUGCCAUUAGCACAAACACACAUCUGCACAACCCCAUGUACUUCUUCCUUGGCAACUUAUCCUUACUGGAUAUCUUAUGUUCCACUAUCACUGUGCCGAAGAUGCUGGAGGCCUUGUUGCUUGAGAACAAGGUGAUUUCAUUCCAUGGCUGCAUGUUCCAGCUGUUUUUCCUGAUUGAUGUCGUAGGCACAGAGAUUUUCCUCUUGGCUGUGAUGGCAUAUGACCGGUACGUUGCAAUAUGCCAUCCACUGCAGUACAUGAAUAUCAUGAGUACAAAGCUGUGUGCUCACCUAGCCACUGGCAUCUGGGUAGCAGGGCUGUUAAACUCCCUGUUGCACACAUCUUUGAUUUUUACACUCUCUUUCUGUGAGUCUAAUGAAGUUGACCAAUAUUACUGUGAUAUCCCUCCCAUGCUGGCCCUCUCCUGCUCAUCUACUUAUAGUAGGGAACUGGUAAUUCUCACAGUUGCUGGAGCCAUUGGGGGCAGCGCCUUUGCGGUCACUCUGGUCUCAUAUAUCUACAUCCUGUGGGCUAUUCUAUGCAUGAACUCUUCUGAGAGCAGGCAGAAAGCCUUCUCCACCUGUGGGUCUCACUUGACAGCAGUAUGCCUCUUCUAUGGGACCACCAUUUUCACGUAUGCACGGCCUUCCUUCACCUACUUGCCUAAUCAGGACAGGAUAGUUUCCAUGCUCUAUGGAAUCCUCACUCCCCUGCUAAACCCCAUAAUCUACAGUCUGAGGAACAAAGAAAUUAAAUGUGCCCUGAGAAGAGUGGUCACCCAGGUAAGAACUACUUUAACAAGACAAGAACAUCACUCUUGGUCUCUGACACCCUGUGGAGCUCCACCAGCUGGAUAG
Messenger RNA from Pezoporus flaviventris, 1327 nucleotides. RefSeq names its product olfactory receptor 5F1-like. The transcript is spliced from 4 exons. Gene Ontology annotation, cellular component: membrane. Lineage: Eukaryota; Metazoa; Chordata; Aves; Psittaciformes; Psittacidae. Gene Ontology annotation, molecular function: G protein-coupled receptor activity; olfactory receptor activity; odorant binding. The record is from RefSeq and is a predicted model, not a curated record. Bases 320 to 1327 code for a protein of 335 amino acids. Gene Ontology annotation, biological process: G protein-coupled receptor signaling pathway; sensory perception of smell.